AUGCAGCCGAAACAGAAGGCAGCCCUUGGCAUCAACGGCACCCGAACCAGCGGCAUCGCCGUGCGCCGCGAGAACGUGACUGCUGCGUUGGCCGUGGCAAAUGUCGUGAAGUCGUCACUGGGCCCCAUCGGCCUGGACAAGAUGCUGGUGGACGACGUCGGUGAUGUGAUGGUGACGAACGACGGCGCGACAAUCCUGAAGAGCCUCGACGUGGAGCACCCAGCCGCCCGCUUACUGGUGGAUCUGGCGCAGCUCCAGGACAAGGAGAUUGGCGACGGCACCACCUCUGUCGUGAUCCUCGCUGCGGAGCUGCUGAGGAGAGCUCAGGAGCUCGUGUCGCAGGGCAUUCACGCGACGAGCAUCAUUGCGGGCUACAAGCUUGCCAUGCGUGAGGCACUGCGCUACCUGAACGACAACCUCGUCUGCGCCGUGGACAGCCUCGGCAAGGAUGUGCUGCUAAAUGUCGCUCGCACCUCCAUGUCGAGCAAGAUCCUAAGCAACGAUGUGGAGCUGUUCGCGAAGGUUGUAGUGGAUGCGAUCAUGUCCGUCAAGACGGUGAACGACUUCGGCGACGUCAUUUAUCCUCGUAAGGCGGUAUCAAUCCUGCUGCAGCACGGCAGAAGCCUGCACGAAUCACGGCUUGUUCAGGGCUUUGCGAUGAACCUCUCUCGCGCCGCACAGGGCAUGCCAACCUCAGUGAAGGACGCGAAGAUUGCCCUCAUCGACUUCGACCUGCGUGCUGUCAAGAUGAAGCUCGGUAUCAACAUCACCAUCACGGACCCCUCCAAGGCCGAGGCAAUCCGCCAGCGUGAGCUCGACAUUACCAAGGAACGCAUUCAUAAGAUGAUCUCGGCCGGCGCCAAUGUCAUCAUGACGACGUGGGGGAUCGAGGAUAGCAUGAUGAAGUACAUGGUGGACAACAAUGUGCUGGGCGUACGCCGUGUCAAGAAGGAUGACAUCCGCCGUAUCGCCAAGGUUACCGGGGCGCAGGUAGUCCACACCAUGUCCGACCUCGAGGGUGAAGAGGUCUUCGACCCCAAAUGGCUCGGUCGGUCGGAGAAGGUGUACGAGGAGCACAUGGGCGAUGAUGACUGCAUCGUUGUUUCUGGCACGUCGAACGCCGUGUGCGCCACGAUCGUGUGCCGCGGCGCGAACUACUUCAUGCUAGAGGAGAUGGAGCGCGCGUUGAACGACGCGCUGUGGGCUGUGGCGCGCACAUGUGACGCCAGCUCAGUUGUUGCUGGCGGCGGCUCCGUAGAGGCUGCGGUGUCGGUGUACCUGGACAACUUUGCCCGCACGCUGAGCUCGCGAGAGCAGCUGGCGGUGGCCGAGUACGCUGAGGCAUUGCUCAUCAUUCCGAAGGUACUGGCGCUAAACGCUGCUCUCGACGCGACGGACAUCGUCGCGAAGCUUCGCGUCGAGCACACGCAGGCACAGAGCAGCAGUCAGCAGACGGAGGCGCGCUUUACCGGACUGGAUCUGCACAACGGCACGCUGCGCAACAACAUCAGGGCGGGUGUGCUGGAGCCGAAACCUAGCAAAGUUAAAUCUCUGCAGUUCGCGACGGAAGCGGCUGUGACGGUGCUGCGUAUCGACGACUGCGUGCGCCUCCACCCCGAUGAGGAGGACCAGCAGCGCUAA
This is a messenger RNA of Leishmania braziliensis MHOM/BR/75/M2904, 1641 nucleotides long. Its product is annotated as putative chaperonin alpha subunit. Gene Ontology annotation, cellular component: chaperonin-containing T-complex. Gene Ontology annotation, molecular function: ATP-dependent protein folding chaperone; ATP hydrolysis activity; ATP binding. The record is from RefSeq and is a predicted model, not a curated record. NCBI's taxonomy places the organism in Eukaryota, Euglenozoa, Kinetoplastea, Trypanosomatida, Trypanosomatidae. Bases 1 to 1641 code for a protein of 546 amino acids. The transcript has a single exon. Gene Ontology annotation, biological process: protein folding.